AUGGGCCUACCCAUCUUCAUAUGUCCCACAAACCACCAGAUCAUCUCUUCAGGCGGCAACCCAUCUCAUUCUUCCCUUCGAACCCCUCGUACCUCGACCACCGACCCUAGCUCUACGACAACUGCACUGGACUCGUCAACGCAUCCAUCGCCAACGACUUCCUUCUUCGCAACAGCCACUCCCACCCGCUCCUCACCCACAACCCCCACGGCUACUUCAUUCCCUUCCACCGCUGCCACUGCUAGUGACACAGUAGCGACCCAACCACGCCGCAACACCUACACACCCCCCACCUUCUCCCCCUCCACCGCCCGCCGAGAAUCUCUACUAUCCACCCACCGUUUGUCCCAAGCCUUUGACUUUGCUUCCGCUCUUGCUGUAGGUGUACUUGCCAAAGCUGCUGAUAGCGUGUAUGGAGGCGAGGGCCAGCAGCAACAGCAAGGUAUGCUAGAGGGUAUUUGGGGCGAGGAGGAUCUAGAGGCUGGAGAGAGACAGAGGGAAAAGGAAAGCAGGGAUCAGCAGGUGAGGUAUGCGAGGUUUGGGGAUGAGGGGGCGUUUGAGGGAUGGUUGGAUUGA
Aureobasidium namibiae CBS 147.97 is the source of this 576-nucleotide messenger RNA. RefSeq lists its product as uncharacterized. Bases 1 to 576 code for a protein of 191 amino acids. The record is from RefSeq and is a predicted model, not a curated record. NCBI's taxonomy places the organism in Eukaryota, Fungi, Ascomycota, Dothideomycetes, Dothideales, Saccotheciaceae. The transcript has a single exon.